UAAGGGUAGGACAUUUUGUUUACUUUGUGUUUUGUGUGUUUAUAUAACAGUCCUGCAGACUAGUUCACCGAGUGGAACUAUAAUGUUGGAUGUUUUGUGUCUUCCGUCACGGUAAAGUGUCCCUUAUAUCAUAGAGCAGCAGAAGUAAAGUGUACUCGCUGUGAUGUAAAGCAGAGGAGGAGUAUUUACUGCAGCAUUUUCUCCAAACAUCAGGUCUAAUGAGACUCCUCUGACAGCCCAGACAUUCUGCUCGUGUUUCUUCCCUUUAACACCUCUUUAAAGGCGAUAUGUACAAACAGUCAUCGCUAGAUUUAGAUCACAAGCCGACAUCCAAACACCCCGAGACCACCUUCCAGAAGAAUGGGGAGAAGAACAGCCCUAUAAGUGUCAUCCUGGUGAGUUCAGGAAGCCGAGGGAACAAACUGCUGUUCAGAUACCCGUUUGUGAGGGUCAGUGACACCACAUCCUGCACUGCAACAAAACAAAGAAGUCCGUAUGCUCUGAGGACCACAAAUGAUGUCACUGAGGACCAGGAUGGGGAUUCACGAGAGCAAACUCCAUUAACUGAUGAACAGUUGGUAGCAGGAUUUUCAGACAUCAUUCUCGCAACCAUUUUGGCCACCAAGUCAGACAUGUGCGGCAAAAAGUUUGAACUGAAGAUCGAUAAUGUUCGCUUUGUUGGACAUCCUACUCUUUUGCAGACACCACACAACAUUCAGGUUUCCAAAACAGAUCCUUCACCAAAAAGAGAAACGCCAACCAUGAUCUUGUUUAGUGUUGUGUUUGCACUAAGGGCCAAUGCAGACUCAUCAGUGAUAAGCUGCAUGCACAACUUGUCGAGGCGCAUCGCUAUUGCCCUGCAGCAUGAGGAGCGUCGCUGCCAGUACCUCACCAGAGAGGCCAAACUCAUGCUGGCGGUGCAAGAUGAGCUCACCACCAUGACAGAAACGGAUGGCACUCUGCAGUCUCCCUUUCGACAGAUUCUUCCCAAGUGUAAACUGGCAAGAGACCUAAAGGAAGCCUAUGACAGCCUCUGCACAACUGGAGUGGUGCGGAUUCACAUCAACAACUGGCUGGAGGUCAGCUUCUGUCUGCCCCACAAGAUCCAUCGUGUCGGAGGGAACCACAUCCCCCCUGACGCCUUGGAGCGUAGCCUAAAGGCCAUCCGGCCGUACCAUGCCCUGCUGCUGCUGGACAGUGAGAAGGCUCUGCUGGAUCAGCUCCCGCUCGAUUGCUCUCCUGCUCUGUUACGGCUCAUUAAGAUCUGUUCAGCUAUGAAGAACCUCCAGCAGCUGGCACAAGACGCUGACCUGGCUCUCCUGCAGGUCUUUCAGAUAGCUGCGCAGCUGGUCUACUGGGGUAAAGCCAUCAUCGUGUAUCCACUCUGUGAGAACAACGUAUACAUGCUGUCUCCACAUGCCAAUAUAUUUCUGUACUCUCCACUGGCAAAGCAGUUUUCCCAGCAGUUCCCAGGUUACGACCUACCCUCCGUCUUAGCCAAGUUCUCUCUACCUGUAUCUCUGUCCGAGUUCAAGAACCCACUGGACGCUUCUGUACACGAGGCCCAGUUGAUCCAGAUGGUGGUGUGGAUGCUGCAGAGGCGGCUGCUGAUCCAGCUCCACACCUACGCAUGCCUGCUUGUGCCCCCCAGCGAGGAACAGACGUGCCCAGUGGAGGACGAGAUGCCAGUGGUUAACCGCGUAUCCGGACGCAGCCUCAGCACGCCCAACACUCUCAGUUUUGGCUCCCCGACCAGCAGCGACGACAUGACCCUGACGAGCCCCAGCAUGGACAACUCCAGUGCCGAGCUGCUGCCGGGUGGAGAUUCUCCACUCAACAAGAGAAUGACAGAGACGCUCCUGGCCAGCCUGAGCGAACAUGAGCGCCAAGCCAUCCUCAGUGUGCCUGCUGCACAGAACCCUGAUGACCUGCGCAUGUUUGCCAGGUUGCUCCACUACUUCAGAGGGCAUCACCACCUUGAGGAGAUCAUGUACAACGAGAACAUGCGGCGCUCGCAGCUAAAGACUCUCUUUGACAAGUUCCGCAGCGUUUUAGUGGUCACCAACCACGAGGACCCGGUCAUCUCACUGUUCCAAACGCCACCCGAGUAGCACUGACACGAAUAACAGUAUAUUAACUGACCAGAAUAACUGACCUAUAUUAACAUUUUAGCAUUUGGCAGACGCUCUUAUCCAGAGCGACAUUUUUAUCUCAUUAUUCAUUAUUCUGAGCAGAUGAGGGUUAAGGGUGUUAAACACGGACCCAACAACUUGGUGGUGGUGGGGUUUAAACCUGGGACCUUAUGGACUGUAUACCCCAUUAUAUAGUUUUGAUUAGGUGUGUGUGUGCUGGAGAUCCUAACCCACUGUACAAAUGAAGAGAAUGAAGUUGUUCAUAUUAUAAGGCUGGACUGAUUCACUGUAUAAAGCUUUUAUGAUGUAAAGCAUUGUGACGAUGUGGUUUUGUCAGAAGAUGAAGAAGAGUUUAUUAUUCGUAAGCUGUAGUCAUGUGUUUGGGGCCAUUAAAUUAGUAGUUUGUGUUCUUUCCUAUAAGAGGUUAAGAGAUAAUCCCUGAUGUCAUAAAUCAACUGGGUUAAAAAAUAUUGCCCCUUAUUUAUCAUUCCAGGCUCCAGUAAGAAAAACACCUCACUAAGCACAAGACCCACUCCCACACACUCC
Molecule: messenger RNA, 2678 nt
Organism: Clarias gariepinus (North African catfish)
Lineage: Eukaryota; Metazoa; Chordata; Actinopteri; Siluriformes; Clariidae
Gene: nprl3
Product: NPR3-like, GATOR1 complex subunit
Exons: 15
Coding region: 288-2111 (607 amino acids)
Biological process (GO): TORC1 signaling; negative regulation of TORC1 signaling; positive regulation of autophagy
Cellular component (GO): GATOR1 complex
Source: RefSeq, a predicted model, not a curated record